AUGUCAUCGUUCAUCUCUGUCUAUGGAUCUUACCCGUCGGCUUUCGAGAUGCUCUUGGCGCAAUUCGACAACAUUGAUAAGGCCGAUUGGGUUCUCUGCAACACUGUCUAUGAACUGGAGCAAGAGCUCAUCGUCUCUCUCUCAAAGAUCUGGCCCAUGAAAACCGUCGGCCCAACAAUCCCAUCCAUGUAUUUGGACAAGCAAUUGCCAGACGAUGAAGAUUAUGGGUUCAGCAUCUUCAAGCCCAACAACAAACUCUGCAUGAAUUGGCUGGACAACAAGCCCAAGAGCUCGGUCAUUUACGUCUCGUUUGGUAGCAUGGCAUGUCUAGGCUCCGACCAAAUGGAAGAACUAUGUUACGGGUGGAAGAACAGCGAUCAUUACUUCUUGUGGGUUGUUAGGGCCUCUGAGGAGGAAAAGUUCCCUCCGAGUUUCGACCCAUCCGACGAAAAGGGCCUAGUCGUUUCUUGGUGCCCACAGCUCGAGGUGUUGAACCAUGAAUCUGUGGGUUGUUUCGUGACGCACUGCGGGUGGAACUCGAUGCUGGAGGCACUGAGUUUGGGGGUGCCCAUGGUGGCGAUGCCUCAAUGGACGGAUCAAGGGACGAAUGCUAAGUACAUUUAG
This is a messenger RNA of Linum tenue, 624 nucleotides long. Lineage: Eukaryota; Viridiplantae; Streptophyta; Magnoliopsida; Malpighiales; Linaceae. The record is from the annotation of a GenBank genome assembly.